UUUGCAUUACCAGCUGUCUAGAUGCGAGCUAGCUAACCGGUUAGCUGUCUGAGGUACAUUUACCUUUUUAUUCGGGCUGAAAUUACCGAACAGCCCCUCCGCCACGUUAACGCCGGCUUCUCUGGACGUCGCAAUGCCGGUUCACUCCCGGGAGAAGAAAGAAAGCAACCACGAAGAAAUGGAGGUGGACUUUCCCGAGCAAGACGGCAGCAGCACGGACGAGGAGGACACCGUCAGCUCGUCCGUGUCUGAAGAUGGAGACAGCUCGGAGAUGGAUGAUGAGGACUGUGAGAGGAGGAGGAUGGAGUGUCUGGAUGAGAUGACCACCCUGGAGAAACAGUUCACCGACUUGAAGGAGCAGCUGUACAAGGAGCGUCUGAGCCAGGUGGACAUCAAGCUGCAGGAGGUAAUGGCCGGCUGUGCCCAGGAGUACCUGGAGCCUUUAGCCAACCUGCAGGAGAACAUGCAAAUCAGGACCAAAGUGGCCGGGAUCUACAGGGAGCUGUGCUUGGAGUCAGUGAAGAACAAGUAUGAGUGUGAGAUCCAGGCUGCCUGCCAACACUGGGAGAGUGAGAAGUUGCUGCUGUUUGACACGGUGCAGAGUGAACUGGAGGAGAAGAUAAGACGACUGGAGGAAGACAGACACAGUAUUGACAUUACCUCAGAGUUGUGGAAUGAUGGAUUGCACUCGCGGAAAAACAAGAAGAAGGACCCAUUCUGCCCUGUCAAGAAGAAGAAGCCUGUUGUUGUUUCCGGGCCUUAUAUCGUCUACAUGCUGCAGGAUCUCGAUAUUCUUGAAGACUGGACAGCUAUAAGAAAGGCGAUGGCAUCACUGGGGCCACACAGGGUGAAGGUGGAUGUUCCUGCAGUCAAGCCCGACAGACAUCACCAUGUGGCCCGCUCCGAGGACGGUCGGCUUUUCUAUGACAACCAGUGGUACUGCAGGGGGCAGGCCAUCUGCAUCAACAGGAAGGACGAGUACCCGACGAGUGCCAUCAUCACCACCGUCAACAACGAUGAGGUGUGGUUCAAACGGCUGGAUGGCACCAAGUCAAAGCUGUACAUCUCCCAGCUGCAGAAAGGCAAAUACACUAUCAAGCACUCGUAAAAACACAGUGAAACACACACACACAUACAGGCAAAGACUAUCAUCUCUGCUGUGUUUCUAUUUGUCUCCUUUCCGUGUGGUAUCUUUCUACAUUCUUGCCAUAUGUACAGUCACACACACACACACCUCACUUUACUCCCUCUGCGUGUAAGUAACAAAAAAGAA
Molecule: messenger RNA, 1273 nt
Organism: Morone saxatilis (striped sea-bass)
Lineage: Eukaryota; Metazoa; Chordata; Actinopteri; Moronidae
Product: breast cancer metastasis-suppressor 1-like protein-A
Exons: 10
Coding region: 134-1108 (324 amino acids)
Biological process (GO): negative regulation of transcription by RNA polymerase II
Cellular component (GO): Sin3-type complex
Molecular function (GO): histone deacetylase binding
Source: RefSeq, a predicted model, not a curated record